AUGGGUUUCUGGCCUGGUUCUUUUCGUCGCUGCUCGGCUUCUCGGCAAUGUCAGGAGUCCGGAGUCGGAGUCGGGGUCGGAGUCGACGUCGUGGUCGUCUUUGAAGUCAGCGUCUGUGCAUUCGACCUUGUGACUAUUCUCGUUUUCCUUGGGGAAAUCCGUGAUGAUGGCGGCAAUGGCAUCAUGCCACAUCCAUACCAUCAUGGGUAG
Ustilaginoidea virens is the source of this 210-nucleotide messenger RNA. RefSeq lists its product as uncharacterized. Bases 1 to 210 code for a protein of 69 amino acids. Lineage: Eukaryota; Fungi; Ascomycota; Sordariomycetes; Hypocreales; Clavicipitaceae. The transcript has 2 exons. The record is from RefSeq and is a predicted model, not a curated record.